AUGUUCCAACUUCCUGUCAACAAUCUUGGCAGUUUAAGAAAAGCCCGGAAAACUGUGAAAAAAAUACUUAGUGACAUUGGGUUGGAAUACUGUAAAGAACAUAUAGAAGAUUUUAAGCAGUUUGAACCUAAUGACUUUUAUUUGAAAAACACUACAUGGGAGGAUGUAGGACUGUGGGACCCCUCACUUACAAAAAACCAGGACUAUCGGACAAAACCUUUUUGCUGCAGCGCUUGUCCAUUUUCCUCAAAAUUCUUCUCUGCCUACAAAAGUCAUUUCCGGAAUGUCCAUAGUGAAGACUUUGAAAAUAGGAUUCUCCUUAAUUGCCCUUAUUGUACCUUCAAUGCAGACAAAAAGACUUUGGAAACACACAUUAAAAUAUUUCAUGCUCCAAACGCCAGCGCACCAAGUAGCAGCCUCAGCACUUUCAAAGAUAAAAACAAAAACGAUGGCCUUAAACCUAAGCAGGCUGACAGUGUAGAGCAAGCUGUUUAUUACUGUAAGAAGUGCACUUACCGAGAUCCUCUUUAUGAAAUAGUUAGGAAGCACAUUUACAGGGAACAUUUUCAACACGUGGCAGCACCUUACAUAGCAAAGGCAGGAGAAAAAUCACUCAACGGUGCAGUCCCUUUAGGCUCAAAUGCCCGGGAAGAGUGUAGUAUUCACUGCAAGCGAUGCCUUUUCAUGCCAAAGUCCUAUGAAGCUUUGGUACAGCAUGUCAUCGAGGACCACGAACGCAUAGGCUAUCAGGUCACUGCCAUGAUUGGGCACACCAAUGUGGUGGUUCCCCGAUCCAAACCCUUGAUGCUAAUUGCUCCCAAACCUCAAGACAAAAAGGGCAUGGGACUCCCACCACGAAUUGGUUCCCUUGCCUCUGGAAACGUCCGGUCUUUACCAUCACAGCAGAUGGUGAACCGACUGUCAAUACCAAAGCCUAACUUAAAUUCCACAGGAGUCAACAUGAUGUCCAAUGUUCACCUGCAGCAGAACAACUACGGAGUCAAAUCCGUAGGCCAGGGCUACGGCGUUGGUCAGUCAGUGAGACUGGGACUCGGUGGCAAUGCACCUGUUUCCAUCCCGCAGCAGUCUCAGUCUGUGAAGCAGUUACUUCCCAGUGGAAAUGGAAGAUCAUACGGGCUUGGGGCAGAGCAGCGGUCUCAGGCACCAGCAAGAUACUCCCUACAGGCUGCGAAUGCCUCUUCUCUCUCAGCCGGCCAGUUAAAGUCUCCUUCCCUCUCCCAGUCUCAGGCCUCCAGGGUAUUAGGUCAGCCCAGUUCCAAACCUACCACAGCUGCCACCGGCCCUCCGCCAGGUAAUACUUCCGCAACUCAAAAGUGGAAAAUAUGUACAAUCUGUAAUGAGCUCUUUCCUGAAAAUGUCUAUAGUGUGCACUUCGAAAAAGAACACAAAGCUGAGAAAGUCCCAGCAGUAGCCAACUAUAUUAUGAAAAUACACAAUUUUACUAGCAAAUGCCUCUACUGUAACCGCUAUUUGCCCACAGAUACCUUGCUCAACCACAUGUUAAUUCAUGGUCUGUCUUGCCCAUAUUGCCGUUCUACUUUCAAUGAUGUGGAAAAGAUGGCCGCUCAUAUGAGAAUGGUUCACAUAGAUGAAGAGAUGGGACCUAAGACGGAUUCUACUUUGAGUUUUGAUUUGACAUUGCAGCAGGGCAGUCACACUAACAUCCAUCUCCUGGUAACCACAUACAACCUGAGGGAUGCCCCCGCUGAGUCUGUUGCUUAUCAUGCCCAAAAUAACCCUCCACUUCCUCCAAAGCCACAGCCAAAAGUUCAGGAAAAGGCAGAUAUUCCUGUUAAAAGUUCACCUCAAGCUGCAGUGCCCUAUAAAAAAGAUGUUGGGAAAACACUUUGCCCUCUUUGCUUUUCAAUCCUAAAAGGACCCAUAUCUGAUGCACUUGCACAUCAUUUACGAGAAAGACACCAGGUUAUUCAGACAGUUCAUCCAGUUGAGAAAAAGCUCACCUACAAAUGUAUCCAUUGCCUUGGCGUGUAUACCAGCAACAUGACCGCCUCGACUAUCACUCUGCAUCUAGUUCACUGCAGGGGUGUUGGAAAGACCCAGAAUGGCCAGGAUAAAACAAACGCACCUUCUCGGCUGAAUCAGUCUCCAGGCGUGGCACCUGUGAAGCGCACCUAUGAGCAGAUGGAAUUCCCCUUACUAAAGAAGCGAAAGUUAGAUGACGAUAGUGACUCGCCCAGCUUCUUUGAAGAGAAACCUGAAGAGCCUGUUGUUUUAGCUUUAGACCCCAAGGGUCAUGAAGAUGAUUCCUAUGAAGCUAGGAAAAGCUUCCUAACGAAGUAUUUCAAUAAACAGCCCUACCCCACCAGGAGAGAAAUUGAGAAGUUAGCAGCUAGUUUAUGGUUGUGGAAGAGUGAUAUUGCUUCCCAUUUUAGCAACAAAAGGAAGAAGUGUGUUCGUGAUUGUGAAAAGUAUAAGCCUGGUGUGUUGCUGGGCUUUAACAUGAAAGAGUUAAAUAAAGUCAAACAUGAGAUGGAUUUUGAUGCUGAGUGGCUGUUUGAAAACCAUGAUGAGAAGGAUUCCAGAGUCCAUGCCAGUAAGACUGUUGACAAGAAACUUAACCUUGGGAAGGAAGAGGACAGUUCAUCAGAUAGUUUUGAAAAUUUGGAAGAAGAAUCCAAUGGAAGUGGUAGUCCUUUUGACCCUGUUUAUGAAGUUGAGUCUAAAGUCCCUAAUGAUAACCCAGAGGAACAUGUACCGAAGGUAAUUCCUGCAGAUGCUCUAGAAUCUGAAGAGAAGCUAGACCAAAAAGAGGAGGAUGGUUCAAAAUAUGAAGCUGUUCAUUUGACUGAGGAACCAGCCAAGCUAAUGCAUGACGCUUCGGAUAGUGAGGUAGAUCAGGAUGAUGUUGUUGAAUGGAAAGAGGGUGCUUCGCCAUCUGAGAGCGGGCCUGGUUCCCAGCAGGUGUCAGACUUUGAGGAUAACACAUGUGAAGUGAAACCAGGAACCUGGUCUGAUGAGUCUUCCCAGAGUGAAGAUACAAGGAGCAGUAAGCCAGCUGCCAAAAAAAAGGCUACCAUGCAGGGUGACAGAGAGCAGUUAAAAUGGAAGAAUAGUUCCUAUGGAAAAGUUGAAGGAUUUUGGUCCAAGGACCAGUCACAGUGGAAGAAUGCAUCUGAGAAUAAUGAGCGCUUAUCUAACCCCCAGAUUGAGUGGCAGAAUAGCACAAUUGACAGUGAGGAUGGGGAGCAGUUUGACAACAUGACGGAUGGAGUGGCUGAACCAAUGCAUGGCAGCUUAACAGGAGUUAAACUAAGCAGCCAGCAGGCAUAAGAGCCUGGCCUCACUGCACUGGUGACAGGCUCCAGCUGGGGACUCGCUUUUUCCUCCAGUCUGACUGCAAAGCUCUCUUAGCUGGUACUGCCUUGUGAUGACUGGUCAGCGGGCUGUGGGGACAAGUUGCAGUCCCAGCGGUUAUUAUUUCUGAGUCUAUGACACAUGAUUGACUGAUCCUUAGUUUCAGAGCCUUUUCUGAUAGACAUGGUCACUAUGAAAACCAGUAUGCUGGUAGCUCACGAGCGCACAUGGGGGAAAAGCAGAGGUUUAUUUUAUCUGCCUUUUCAACAUUUCUUUCCCUCUAUAAAUUGUUUGGCCUGAUGUCCUUGGGCAGCGUUAUGCUGAUGACAUGGUAGUAUACGGCCAAAGUACGAGCUACCAGUCUAAUAUGUAUAGUAGACUUUGGGAAAAUCGAUUUUUUUUCAUGUAUUCAUUCUGAAUAGUUGAAAUGUAUAUUUGUACAGUCUUUUAGAUCUAUUCCAGUGAUGCUUAUGGUAUUGUUACUGUGUGCCCAUCAUAGACGUUUCUUUUUUAGUGUUGCCCUUGCUGUGUAAUAAAUGCUGUAUCUAGUUUCCCUAGCAAAAGCUUGAACCUGCGCUAGUAUGGACCUUUGGACAGACUUAGUUUUUGCACAUAACCUUGUACAAUCUUGCAACAGAGGCCAGUCACGUAAGAUAUAUAUCUGGACUCUCUUGUAUUAUAGAAUUUUUCUUGUUCUGAAUAUCCUUGACAUUACAACUGUCAAAAACUGGUAUUUCAGAUGUUUCUGAAAUCUUUUAAGCUAAAAUCACAUGCAAGAAUUGACUUUGCAGCUACUAAUUUUGACACCUUUUAGAUCUGUAUAAAAGUGUGUUGUGUUAAAGCAGCAAACCAAAUGAGUGCUGCAUUUUGGAUAUUUAGUUUUCUCUUUAGUUAAACACCACCCUGGUGUAUUCAUUUAUACCACCUAAUAUAUGACACACUGUGUAGUAUGUAUAAUUUUGUGAUCUUUAUUUCUCUUUGUAUUCAUUUUAAGCAUCUAAAUAAAUUGCUGUAUUGUGCUUAAUGUAAAUAUUUGCUUUAUUACAUAUGACAGUCCUGAGUGUCUAUCAUACCUUACACCGUUUGAUGUCAUGGUACACUCAUCAGAGACAGAAGCCACAGUCGCCAAGGAAAUGUAACAUGGAAGAUCUUAUAUUUGCAUAAAGAAUGCUUUCUCUUAAGGCACCUGUUACAAAUUAUUUUGUGUUUUCUCCCUUUUAACUGCAAGAGUAAACAUCCUUAGGUUCUUCAGUUCCCCUUCCGCUAAGGAACAGAGCCUGCAUAAAUGUAAAUAUCUCAUGAUAAAAGGAUGUAAACAGAAAUUGGCAUUAAUUUGCAAGUAGAAUCUUAAUGCCCUGAUACUGUGUUAAUUUGGAAGUUAACAUAGGAAUGAUUGUACUAAACAGGCAACUGCUCUUUGUUAAAAUUCCUUUGACCCAUGUUGCUAUUGAGAAAAGGGCUGUGGAGAGCACACAGGUGAGGGCAUCGGGAUGGAAAGAGCUGCUAGCUUUGCUGUGUUCAGAUUCCCAAGAGCAGCUGGUGCUAAACGCAGAAAGUUACAAGGAGGCAGAAACAGGCCACCAUUUUCAGCAGUUUCAGUCACCUUGCAGGAACUUGAGCUUAAGAAACCUGAAGUGGCUGACUUGAUGUAAUUUUUAACUUCCAAGAAAAAGAAUUGUUACUUGAGCUCUUCUCAAAAGAAAAAGGAAACAUAAACUAGAAUUUUUACUUAAAAAUUUUUUACUUAAAAAAGUACCUGGGCCUCACAUGGAGCUUUGAGAUGUUUUACCAGGUACAUUACAAAUUCUGUGUGUACCAGCUAAUAUAGCAGGAUGUCCCUGAGUUCAGAUGCACAAACUGCCAAGUAACAAAUAACCAGCUGAAUUUUGCCAUCUCAUGCGUGUGGAAAUUAACUCUGCUUCAUUAACAGGUGAGAAGAACUUAGCCUGAGGCUGAGAGUCUUGUCCAGAGGACUAAAGAGGCUUUGUGCAAAUAGGGUUGGAGCAGGGUAGGCACACAGGGUCCUGGUGGGACAUCUGAAUGGAGACAGACAAGGAUUCUUCUUUGGAGGAAUAGGGAGUGGGUCUCUGGCCCUGAGGGGUUUUUAGCACUUGAAAUAAAAUAUUCCCAACUGAAAAUGUUGCAGAAGCCCUAAAAGUAUCUCAAUAAAAGCCAUUUUAAAAGAA
Molecule: messenger RNA, 5522 nt
Organism: Cavia porcellus (domestic guinea pig)
Lineage: Eukaryota; Metazoa; Chordata; Mammalia; Rodentia; Caviidae
Gene: Adnp
Product: activity dependent neuroprotector homeobox
Exons: 3
Coding region: 1-3312 (1103 amino acids)
Biological process (GO): regulation of gene expression
Cellular component (GO): nucleus
Molecular function (GO): DNA binding
Source: RefSeq, a predicted model, not a curated record